This is a messenger RNA of Paecilomyces variotii, 1249 nucleotides long. RefSeq lists its product as hypothetical. The record is from RefSeq and is a predicted model, not a curated record. The transcript has a single exon. Lineage: Eukaryota; Fungi; Ascomycota; Eurotiomycetes; Eurotiales; Thermoascaceae. Bases 231 to 1139 code for a protein of 302 amino acids.
GGAAUUCACACCUCGACACUGAAAGUCAUAUCUCCUGAGUUCAAGAAUCAGAAUAGUUGUCCCCGUAAAGGCAGCUUUCCAAGUAUUCAUAUCUGAAACACUUCUUCUUGACACUGUCCUUCAACAGUAACGCAUCAGACAACUGUCGACAGACCCCGGAAUGCGAAUCGUAUCGCUCCUGGUGGCAGUCUUGGAAAUUUGGACAUAAAUUCCACUCCAUUAAAGGGGACAUGGAGACUCUAAACAGAUCAAUUGCCAUUGAUCCUGGUCCAAACAAGGAAUUCCCACGCAAUAUGGUGAGAAAAGGGUCACGAUUUCAUCGACAGAGCUUAGGAAAUACUCAACCUGCGAAGACAAGCACACCAAUUCUACAAUCGAAAACAGAAAUAGCGGAACCGAUGAAGAAAGGCAGCGAAGCAUCCGCGAGAAGGCACAAUCAUGUCCAGAAGAGCUCCCCUGUUCAUCACAGCCUCUCAAAUAGAUUCAUGAAGCACGUGAAAUCACCGGAAAGCCUUCUUCCGAAGUUUCAGUCGUUGAGACUUCGUUCACGUACGACCGAUGGGCGCUUCGAAGUUCUCGGCCAGACUACCCGUACAACAGCCCCAAAUAUAGUUGGAGAAGUGCCAUACUCAAGGGUUCCUAACCGCCAAAGGUUUACUUUCCCCUUUACUAACAGGGCUGUGUCUGAAGGCGGCAACACACGUCAGCAACAAUUUCCAGGAUCAUGUCAAAGGCCUUCUAAUACAGUCAUCGUACGUCUUCCUUCUGGGGACCUCGUCCCAGAAUGUCUCAGACGAUAUUAUCAACAGGGCUCAUUGAAGUCUGAUGCUACAGAUGACAUACGACCAUUAGGCUUCACUCAAUCAGCAUCAUGGAGGGUUCCUGGAUCCCGUAAGCUGAUCUUGGAGACGAGGAAGACCGAAGCCGAGGGGCAAGGUGAUCUGUCACACAGAGGGAUACCCUCGAACCCAGGAGAUGAAAAUACGUCGGGCAUACCUCUAAAUGCCACAGGGGGACAAUUACUUGCGGAAAUGGCCCGCAAAAGGUUGGAAAGGGGGAAGAAGGUCACAAAGGACAAAAUGUCAAUAAAGAGGCGCAGCUUCGGGGGAAAGACAAAGCAUGGUGAGUUCCUACAAUGAGAAUACUAUCACGUAUUAUCUGACCGGCCAAGGCCAACUUCUCUUAGGGGAGGGUGACGACACUUUGCAGGGCUGCGCACUCCAAGGAAAAGUAAGUCUUGCAUCUACUU